Amphiprion ocellaris (clown anemonefish) is the source of this 4795-nucleotide messenger RNA. RefSeq names its product leukocyte receptor cluster (LRC) member 8 (gene leng8). NCBI's taxonomy places the organism in Eukaryota, Metazoa, Chordata, Actinopteri, Pomacentridae. The record is from RefSeq and is a predicted model, not a curated record. Gene Ontology annotation, cellular component: nucleus. The coding region runs from base 269 to 2791 and encodes 840 amino acids. The transcript is spliced from 15 exons.
CAGCCAUUUUGUGUCUCCACAGUUCGGUCGGAGUGAAGCUGACCAUCGGAGAGGAAGAAGAACCGACGAAUAUGCGAGUUUAGACGGUGUUUUUAAUUUACAGCGUUGAUUUGAAGUGUAUUAAAGUGUGAUUUAUUGUGUUUAGGUAGCGGUGUUCGCGGUCGGCUCACUGUUUCCUGCCCGGUUUGUUGGAGAGCUAACGAGGUUAGCCGGCUAGCCCCGCUAGCUUAGCGUUAGCUUCCUGACGCUAACUGAAAUCUGGAGCGAAAUGGCGGCCAACACGACACAAGCAGCCCCGACAACUAACUGGUCCUACGUUUCCGCUGGAGACAACCAGGUUCAUGAAAACCCGGAAUGGGAGAAAGCAAGACAAGCUUUAGCAUCUAUUAACAAGAGUCAGACCUCUGCUAAGACCACACAAGCCAACCGGACCACAGCAGAGGCCGGCCAGUUUCAGCCAGCGGUAUCUGACUCUGCAGCCAUGCAGCAACCACAGCAGCAGUACUACCCGUGGUACCAGCAAACUCAGCAGCACUAUCCUGGAUACACGUACCCCUAUAACUACUACUACCCCAUGGGUCCAUAUGGAGGCGCGUAUCCACCGAAUCAGUACGGUGUCCCUCCAGGUCCAUAUCCAGGAACUCCAGCCUCUAACGGACAGCCUCCCCCGGUGCCUGGAACUGAAGACCAGUCUCCCAGCUACCCCUCCCAGCCUCAGCCUCCUCCCCCAGCCGCCCCCCAGCCCCCCCAGAGCCCCACCACCUCAGAGAAACCCCCUCCUCCUCCACCCAUCCCUCCUCCACCCAACUCCCAGUACCCCCUGCCUCCGUCACAGAAUGCUUACAGUACCAACAGCACCAUGCCGUACCCCCCCGGCGACCCCGGCCAGAUGCAGGUCUACAAUCAUUCCCAGGGAAGGCCCAGCUACAGCCAGGGCUUCCAGGCCCAGAACUCCUACCAGCCCCCCCAGAACAACUCCCAGCAGCAGCCUGGUCAGUACGGACCUGGACUGGACCGAGGAGACGCCAACAAGAACAAGAACCAGAAACAAGGACAACAGCUCUGGCACCGCAUGAAACAGGCUCCUGGGACGGCUUCUGUGAAGUUCAACAUUCCCAAGAGGCCUUAUCAGGUCCAGUGUUCCCCGAUGACCAAUCAGGCGUUCCCUCAGGGCGACCAGAAUCAGAUGUCUUCUACUGCAGCGACCAACAACGCUGCCCCUGGAGGAGCUCAGACACGACCCCAGGACUGGCCUCAAGCCAUGAAGGAGUACGUGCAGCGCUGCUUCACCGCCUGCGAGACAGAGGAGGACAAGGACCGAACGGAGAAGGUGCUGAAGGAGGUUCUGCAGGACCGGUUGAAGGACGGCUCUGCUUACACCAUUGACUGGACUCGAGAGCCGCUGCCAGAACUGAAGGUCAAACAGUCUCGUUGGGAAAGCGUUCCGGCCCAGAGGACAUCCGACGGCUCCGUUAGCCGAGGUGGAAGCUCGGCGGCUGCAGCCUCCAGAGGCAGAGGUCUGGGACACAGACUGGGACACUACAGGAACAUCUUCUCUCAGAGGAGUCCGUCUUCCAGUUCGUCCAGGUCCUCCUCCCGCUCGCCGUCGCCGUCCCACAGCCGACACAGAGACCGCAGCAGCCAGAGACACAGACGCAGUGAUUCAGGCUCACAGUCAGACAGCAGCAUCUCCAGCGACCUGCGACCUCAGCUGUCCAGACGGAGUCAGAAAGGAGGACGUGGUCGUGGAAAUGACAGAGACAGAGGACGUGGAGCUGGAGAGAGAGGACGGGGACGUGGAGGAAAAGCCAACAGAGGACGCCGGAACAUGGACGAUUCCAACGCGGCUGUUGGAAAGAAGAGGAAAGGAGGCAACGCUGGUUUGGAUUUCCACGACCCGAACCGGGAGGCGAAGAAGCAGAGCAGAGCGGCUCGUUUCCACAAGCAGCUUCGCUCAGAGCCUCUGGUUCUGUCCAUCAACGCCCUGGACCUCCCAGACGGGACCCAGGAGGGCCUCAGCUGGGAGGACUGCCCCAUCGUAGGAACCUGUCAGGACAUCACCAAGCACUACCUGAGGCUCACCUGUGCACCCGACCCAUCCACAGUGCGCCCCGUCCACGUGCUGAGGAAGUCUCUGCAGGCUGUGAAAGCUCACUGGCAAACCCACCAGGACUACGCCUACGCCUGUGAACAGAUGAAGUCCAUUCGACAGGACCUCACGGUCCAAGGAGUUCGUACUGACUUCACGGUGGAAGUGUACGAGUGUCACGCUCGCAUUGCUCUGGAAAAGGGGGACCAUGAGGAGUUCAACCAGUGCCAGACCCAGCUGAAGGCCCUCUACAAGGACAACCCCUCAGAGAACAUUGGGGAGUUCACAGCGUAUCGACUGCUGUAUUACAUCUUCACUAAGAACUCUGGAGAUCUGACCACUGAGCUGGUCUACCUGACGCCGGGCCUCAGGGCAGACGAGUGCGUGGCUCAUGCUCUGGCGCUACGAGCCGCCUGGGCGCUGGGAAACUACCACCGCUUCUUCAAGCUCUACCUGGAAGCCCCUCGCAUGGCCUCAUACCUCAUCGACAAGUUUGUAGAGAGAGAGAGGAAGGCGGCGCUGCGGGCCAUGGUCAAAACGUUCAGACCUGACCUGCCGGUGCUGUAUGUCCAGUCCUCUCUGGGCUUCACCUGCUCAGACUCCUGCAUGGCCUUUUUAACGGGGCUCGGGGUCACCUUCAGCCCCUCCGACCCCUCAAAGAUAGACUGCAAGACCAGCUCAGCCUGUUUAGCCGCCUCCUGAGGGCCGUAGACCAGGACCAGAUCCUCACACAACGACACACCUCACACAGAGCACACACUAGCGCUAGUCAGACAUCCACGGGGGGGUUACAUGACGCAGUUUAACGGCCAGCAGGGCUCAGAUCAGGGCUUCCUGUUCCUUUACCUCCAUCAGAUUUAAAGCUAACAGUGUUCUGUUAUGUUCUUUCCCUCCUCAAGUCAGCAGCUCGAAGACUCAAGUCCGACCCUCAGGAGAGAAGAAACGGCUUCUUCUCCGAGUCUCAAGUCACUGAAGUCACGUCAAUCAAGUGUUCCUCUUAGAGACUGUGAGGAGAAUCAGACAGGAGAAGAGCUGGUUUGUAUGAAUCCUGCAAGCUUCAUCCUCCUGAGAGACUGGAAGUUCAUGAAAUAUCCAACGAAGAAGAGCAGAGACUUUACAAGAUAAAAGGAUGAAAAGUUCCUGGAAGAUUCAUCAUCAUCAGGUAGAAGCUCCUGAAGCUCCGCCUCACCUGGAGGAUUGUCCUGGUUCUGGAGGAGUUAUCAGGUGGUUUGUAUGAGGCUCUGGUGUCUGCAGGCUGGUAAGAGAAACAAAGAGACUCUGGGAGGACGGAGACAAGCACACUGCUUCCUGUUUGAGUGUUUUAUGUGUUUACUAGUGUUCCUCAAAGCUCCAAUCAGGGUUUUAUCCGAUUAAAUCCUAGAAACGCCAAAACUUCAAAGCAGUAUUUAAAUGAAAUCAGUCAUUUAAUAAAGAGGGAUUCUUGAUGAAAUCUGUCCCCUAGAAGCUGCCGUUGAUUUUUACCAAGCUAGCAGUGAUUUUUAGCGUGAACACUGGUGAUAAAUGUGAGAUUAUUGGUGAUAAAAAACGGCUCAGGAGCCGUUUAGGGUCUAAUUCAGUGUUAUUUAAUGAUCCAAAGUAUAUUUUUGUAAAUAUCGUAUCGUACCCACUGUGGUCUCUCUCCGAUUAGUUUUCGUCGGGUAAGUGCGACUCCUAGCUGGGGGUUCGACCGGAAACCGAAUGUUUCGGUCGUCGCGACAAACCGCCGAGUCGCGAAUCCCGCUUAUUUCUGCUGAGUCAUGAUCUCAACCUGUCUCCCUCUCUUCCUUCCCCCCUCCAUCCCGCUCCCUCCCCCACUCCACCCCUCCACCCCAAACAUCUUCAGCUCGGAGGGACGAUAAAGCGACCGGGCGAACCUCCUCCAGACGCCCCGGAGACAAAGAGGAAGAAGGAGGAACACGGAGCCUCGAGAUAAAGAUCUGAGGCUGUUCUUCUCCUGAGCCACAAAAAUCUGUCCUAGAUAGAAGACUGAAUGUGUCCUGCCUGCUUCUGUGAGUCCAGAUGCAUCUAAACGUGUUGAAGGACCUCAGUUUGUUGUUUCACACUUUAUUGUUUCGUUAGAUUCUCCUCCACUGGUUGGUUUUCAGUCCUUCAGCUUCCGAUGCGUCCGGACCUACAGAACCAACAUCUAGCUAGGUCUGCCACCACCGUCCCGGGUUUUUCAGGGUGUUUGCUUUGUUGUUUAUUUGUUUUCUUUGUUUUUUUUAUUUUAUUUAUUUACCGCUAAAGUUCCACCCGGACCACUAACAGAAACACAUUCAGUUCCUGUUUCUUGUGUAUUUUGUUGUAAAAACCUCCAUCAUCAGUCUGUAACUUCCUCUGAAGAACCUCCUCCUCGUCUUCAUCUCAUUUCUUUUAACUCCGUUUGGAUUCGUCUUCUCUCUGUUCUGGUUCUCCUGCAUGAUGUCCUCCUCCUCUUCCUCCUCUAACAGUAUCUCCUCCUCCUCUUCUCCUCAUUCUUCUGUUUUCCGUUGAGUGUUCUGACUAGUAAGUAUUGAUCUUCUGGGUCUGCAGUGCUUCAUAGUUUACGUUGCAGCUCACUAACAACCCAAGCUGAAGGUUUAUCUUCCUCCUCCUCCUCUUCCUCCCCUCGUCCCUCAUCUGAUCUGACCAACUGCCGUUCUGUAAAUACCGUGUACAUAUUUACUUUUGGGAAAAAAAUCUAAUAAAAGUCCACUAGAAAGAGCA